Messenger RNA from Pelmatolapia mariae (spotted tilapia), 2069 nucleotides. RefSeq names its product adenosine receptor A1-like. The record is from RefSeq and is a predicted model, not a curated record. Gene Ontology annotation, biological process: G protein-coupled adenosine receptor signaling pathway. Gene Ontology annotation, cellular component: synapse; plasma membrane; dendrite. Gene Ontology annotation, molecular function: G protein-coupled adenosine receptor activity. The transcript has 2 exons. NCBI's taxonomy places the organism in Eukaryota, Metazoa, Chordata, Actinopteri, Cichliformes, Cichlidae. The coding region runs from base 157 to 1116 and encodes 319 amino acids.
GGUCAAACAUCAAGAAAAAAACAAGCCUCAUGAAAAGUUAAGAAAAAAAAACUUCCUCAAAUGUUUCACCGGAAGGAGAUGUGGUGAUAAAUAGUCUUUUUGCACACAAUGCAGCUGCACCAUUAACCUGCACACAUUAACCAGACUGGACGCAUAAUGAAGGAGGAAGACACUAUUUAUACCGUGGUGGAAGUGCUCAUUGCCGUUACUUGCUGUCUGGGUAACAUGCUGGUAAUUUUGGCCCUUUGGAUCAGUAGAAACAUUCAGCAGACAACCUUCUGCCUUAUUGUCUCGCUGGCUGUGGCUGAUUUUCUGGUAGGUUGUGUGGCAAUACCAUUGGCUGUAGUGGUGGAUGGACGAGUGAAGACUUCAUUCAAGACCUGUCUCUUCAUCAGCUGUGUGAUCAUCCUGCUGACUCUUGUUUCAGUUCUGUGCCUUGCAGCUAUUGCUGUAGAUCGUUUCCUUCGGGUGUGUAUCCCUAUCAGGUACAAAAGGACUGUAACACACAGACUCUCUUGUUGUGUGGUAGCAGCAUGUUGGCUUGCUGCAAUUCCUCUCAGCUUUACUCCUAUGUUUGGAUGGCACAAGAAUGAAACUUUAAAUUAUACAACUUGCAAGUUUAUAGAUGUCAUCCCAAUGUCAUACCUGGUUUAUUUCAACUUUUUUCUCUGCACAUUGAUGCCUCUGUUGGUAAUGACUGUUUUAUACAUCUGUGUCUUUUGCACAAUCAGAAGAAACCUUCGAGACAAACCAGGGAGCCAUGCCCGAAAUUCUUACAACUACUUAAGGAAAGAGAAACAGCUGGCGGGAUCUCUGUUUCUGGUACUGGCCUUGUUUGGCCUGUGCUGGCUCCCUCUCCACAUAAUGAACUGUAUUCAGUACUUUGGAAAUAGUGAGGUACCAAAACAAGCUUUUAAUGUUGGGAUUGUGCUCUCUCAUGCUAACUCAGCUGUCAACCCAGUUGUCUAUGCAUUCAAAAUACAAAAAAUCAAAAGAGCAUAUCUAAAGAUCUGGAAAGAGUGCAUUUCAUGUGGAACAGAAAAGCAGGAAUCACAGAUAAGCCAGACAACAGACAAGUCCAGCAGUAACAAUGAUAGUCUGGCCAAAAAUGAAUGAAGGCUGACUUCCUUGUUUAAUUCUAUUUUAUUAGGGAUCAAAUUUGAUUGGCUUUUGAAAUGUAUGUAUUAAAACCAGUGACUUGAUAAUUACCUUGGUGUGUGUCAGGCCUAGAAUCAAAUAUUAUAUUAUUUAGAUACUCAUAUGUUUGCUAGGUAUUCAGUUUUAAAUUUUCAUCCAUCCAUCUAUUCUCUUAUCCAAUUCAGGGUCACAAGAUCCCAGCUGUUAUAGGGAAAGGGGUGGGAGUACCCCCUGGACAGGUUGCCAGUCUGUCACUGGGCACACUAAAUAUUAGUUUCUUUUAACCCUCUCAGGCUCAAAUUAAGUUUUUGUUGCUAAUGCACAACCAAGUCCUGCAGUGAUACUUCUGAGUAAAAAAAACUCAUAAAAUAUGUAUGUGGGGUAAUCAGGUUGUUAGUUUUUAACUGUUGCAAAUCGGCAACACCUGCCUGGAGAGGGUUAAAUGUGGAAAUCUAAUCCAUCUCAGCUUACAUCCUUGGAGUCCAUGUCAUUUAAACUAGUAAUGAUGCCGCUUCAGUUCACUUCAUUAAGGCCAACAAGGGGACUAAAAAAAAUUUUAAUAUAGCAGUUUCACUAUCUAGCCAUAGCUUUAAAUAUUUGCUGUAGCUUACUGCUGAGGGUAUGGCAUGCAGAUAGUUGUUUUAGAGAUAGCCCUAGUGUGUACUGAUGUAAAGCAUGUGUUUCUGUCUAUAUUGUGUAAACUGUUGCAGAAAAAAAGACCAACUUCCUCUUGUUUUUAAAGUUAAGUUUCAUGUCACUCUUUCUCUGUUUCUGUUCAAGUUCUAGUUCGUCAUAUGUUGAUAUGAAGACUCUCCAUUAAUAUCAACAAACAGUGUAUUCUGUUCAGAAAUUAUAUUCACUGUUCUUUAAAGUGGUAGUUAAAGUUAAAGUUAAAUAAAAUGGAAUUGCGUAGGGGUAACUGAUGCUGUAGU